Molecule: messenger RNA, 3948 nt
Organism: Chaetomium fimeti
Lineage: Eukaryota; Fungi; Ascomycota; Sordariomycetes; Sordariales; Chaetomiaceae
Product: D-isomer specific 2-hydroxyacid dehydrogenase
Exons: 7
Coding region: 1-3948 (1315 amino acids)
Biological process (GO): L-serine biosynthetic process
Molecular function (GO): phosphoglycerate dehydrogenase activity; NAD binding
Source: RefSeq, a predicted model, not a curated record
AUGGCACCCUCCGCCCUCUCCUCCUCCCCACCCACCACCACCCCAUCCACCCCCCUCCCCCGCAUCCUCGUCCCCGAGAAGCUCUCCCCGGAGGGCCUCGCCCUGCUCCGCUCAACCGGCUUCCAAGUCGACACCCCCGCCCCACCCGUCGCCGCCGCCGACCUCCUCAAGCAGAUCCCCGCCUACCACGCACUAAUCGUGCGGUCCGAGACCAAGGUCACCGCCGAGGUGCUCGCGGCCGCCGGCAAGCUGCGCGUGGUGGCGCGCGCCGGGGUCGGGGUUGAUAAUAUCGAUGUCGCGGCGGCGACGCAGCAUGGGGUUAUUGUGGUGAAUAGUCCGAGCGGGAAUAUCGUGGCGGCCGCCGAGCAUACCGUUGCGUUGUUGUUGGCGUGUGCGCGGAAUGUGGGGAGGGCGGAUGCCGGGAUGAAGGGGGGGAAGUGGGAGAGGGGGAAGCUGGUCGGUGUCGAGGUCGGGAGUAAGACGUUGGGGAUUGUGGGGCUGGGGAAGGUGGGUAUGAAGGUCGCGCGUAUGGCGAAGGGGUUGGGUAUGGCGGUGGUGGUUUAUGAUCCGUAUGCGAGUGUGGAGGUUGCGAAGCAGGCGGGGGUGGAGAUGAGGGCGGAUUUGGGGGGGAUGUUGCCGGAGGUGGACUUCUUGACAAUCCACACGCCGCUGUUGGCGAGUACCUUGAAUCUUCUCGGGGAGAAGGAACUGCAGUCGAUGAAGAAGACAGCGAGGGUGUUGAACGUGGCAAGGGGUGGCGUGUACAACGAAGAAGCACUGUUGAAGGCCUUGGAUGAGGGAUGGAUUGCAGGAGCUGGGCUGGAUGUGUUCACGUCGGAACCGCCUGUCGAGGGGUCCGUUGCUGCAAAGCUGGCCGCGCAUCCCAAGGUGGUGAGCACGCCGCAUCUCGGUGCGAGUACUGUCGAGGCACAGGAGAAUGUCUCGAUGGACGUCUGCACGCAGGUGGUGGAGAUCCUGAGCGGAGGGUUGCCCACGGCGGCGGUGAAUGCCCCGUUGAUCUUGCCGGAUGAGUACCGUCGGUUGCAGCCGUUUGUCAAGCUGGUCGAACGUAUGGGCAGUCUCUACACGCAACACUUCGCCGACCGCGGUGGCAUGGUUGGCGGCCGACGCUUCGAGCUGGUGUACCAUGGCGAGCUGGCUGGCAUGAGCAACACCCGGCCGUUGUUUGCGGCCCUGGUUAAGGGGCUCGUCAGCUCCAUCAGUGACCUCGGCGGGCGGGAUGUCAACAUUGUUAAUGCCACGCUUAUCUCCAAAGAGCGCGGUAUUGCUAUUGACGAGAAGCAUGUCCGGAAUGGUGGCACCGUGCCGACUUAUGCGAGCGCUGUCACCCUGCGCAGCUUGAAGAUCGACGAAGGCGGGGCUCAGACGGGCGAACAAAUCAUCGAGGGAUAUGUCAGCGGCAAUGCCGUGUUUAUAUCCAAGCUGGACCGCUUCAGGGCAAACUUCCAACCCGAGGGGACUCUGCUGGUGCUGCACAACUACGACGAGCCAGGCAAGAUCGGCAAUGUCGGCAUGGUCCUGGGCAAGCAUGGGGUCAACAUCAACUUCAUGCAAGUCGCUGCACUCGAGGACGGCGCCGGGCCGUCAACAGUGGUCCCUGUAGCUGACGGACCCGUGGAGACGGCGGGCCAGGCUGCGAAGGAGGCACUCAUGAUCCUAGGUGUGGCUGGGGAUGUCACCGAGGGGUUGCGCGAGGAGUUGAACCAGUCGGAGGGCAUUUUGCAUCUCAGCCUGGGGCCACAAGACGCGCUACGUCCGACUCCCUUCGCCGUUAUGGACGACCUGUCGCGGAUGUCGGAUGUGGAGGGCGAAGUGGCCGUAGUCGAUGAUCGAGGGUUUGGGCCGUCUACCAGAAAUAUUUCAUCUCCAGCGCCCAAGACGCGGUCAUUAUCGGAUGGAGGAGGCACUCCCAGGUUAUCUCCCUCUCCCCACAUUGUCGAAGCGGCCCUUCGCCAGUCAAAAGACGAUAUUGCCAUUCGAGACAAGGACCACGAUCGCAUUUCAUCGCUUCCAUCGACGCCCGUCCGCGCAGCAUUUCCCGCUCGAGGCCUCUCAUUGCAGGUACCCCCACACGAAUCUGCAUCGCCCGCUUCCCAGUCCAGCUACGCCAGGCCCGCUCCGCUGUCGCCGAAACUCGAACAUCAUUAUUCGUCGCCCACAAACAUCCUACCGCGCCGAUCGCGGGGUUUGGAUUUCACUCGCGCCGCCACCAGUCUUCACCACUCCACCCUCGCCGACCCGGCCUCGCCUGAUUCCUCCCCCACCGUCGGCUCCCGCGCUAUGAACAUCCCCGGCCGCCGCGCCGAGUACGGAGGCACCGACCAGACAUCGACGUCGCUCUGGUCUAUGAUGGGCAACCAGGAGCGCAUGCACAUUUCCAGCUCUGUGGGAAGUACCGGCCGUGGCAUCUCGGAUCUCUCGUCCAGCUCAGACGACGACGACUAUAUGGAUGAGGACAUGGAGGAGGCCUAUAUCACCACUCCCCAGGUGCGAAAGGUUGGCAUGUCCAGCGCCGCUGCCGCCGUGGGCGCGCCGUGGAUGCCCGGCUCUCCAGCCGCCAGCAACCUUUUGAGUUUCCAGCAGCGCCAGCGGCAACGCCAACGCAAACACCCCCAGAAAAAACCACGCGGGCCACUGGCGGUCGGCUUUCAUUCUCCCGGCCCGGCCGCCAUGUCAAAGUCCCCGCCAAACAACGCCAUGGUUGGCGGUCCAAACGAUAUGUCGCCCCAUGCGAGACGUGAGAGCAUUAGCUGGGCCGCCAACCAGUUGCACAUAUCCGGGAAUGAGAGCGACGACAGCCAUAGCAGGCCAAUCGACGCCCUCGACAGCCCUUCGCGCCCAAGCAUUGUUCGACGUGCCGUAACGCGCCGUGGAAAUUUGCUGCCCAAAACAAAAGGAUUUGCGCGAAUUCGUGCCGCGCUCGCCGAAGAGAGCGCGCCCGUAGAGUCGGAAUUUCGCCAUGAAGCCGAGGUGGUACGCCAGGUCCGCGAGAGCGACAUAGACCUCGAACCUAGGCCACCCCCGCCUCAGUCGACACAGUCAACAGCAUUAUCCAGUCCCAACCUGGCAACACACGACAGUCUUGAGGACAUCAACGAUGACAUCAUGAUGAUGGACCCGACCGCUAGCGCAUUGGGGGUCACAGGGACGUUUAAGCAACAGGCCAUGAAAAACUCCAAGGGCAAGGUCUUCUGGGAUACCUUCUCGGAGACGAGCAGCACGGGCGCCACCCAGCGCGUCACCCCUCCCCCGCCGCCCUUCGGCCUCGCCCGGGCUUCCUCGUCGGGCAUGGGCCUGGAAGACGUCAGCAUGGGCUCGCCCUCGGCCUCCUCCACCGGCGGCGCCAGCCAGAGCAACCCCUUCGUCCUCCCCGGCGGCGGGACACAAACAACAAGAAGCAGCUCCGGCCACGGCACGCCCCUGCCCCCUCCCGGCCACGCCACCACCGGCAGCGGCAGCGGCACCAGCAGCAGCCAAAACGCCCCCUUACCCGGCGGGCCCAUGGGCAUGUCGACCCCCCCGACGGCGGCCGAGAUCACGCGGCGCAUCAACAGCAAGCGCCGCCGCGACGACGACCUCGACCCCGUCAGCAUCAAGCGCCGCGCCGUCAGCCCCGGCAUGAGCGUCCACAACUCCCCCGUCAUGCAGUCCCCGCUGCAGCGCGACAUGGAGCCGUGGGGCGGGUCUGGUAGCGGUGGUGGUGUGGGGAUGGGUGUUGGUGGGCCGGGGUCGAACAUGUCCAUGUCCUCGCGGCCGGGGAGUGUCGGGGGGGAUAGUAGUGCUGGUGGUGGGGGUAAUGGUGGUGGUGGUGGUGGUUGGGCGGGGAGGAAUGGGAGUGGGGCGGGGAGUGAGAGUGGGAGUGUCAGGGUUGGGUUCCAGGGGAUGGUGGAGACGCAUGAUGGGAUUACGCGGCUGAGUAUUGAGUAG